Microcebus murinus (gray mouse lemur) is the source of this 1901-nucleotide messenger RNA. RefSeq names its product centrosomal protein 19 (gene CEP19). The record is from RefSeq and is a predicted model, not a curated record. NCBI's taxonomy places the organism in Eukaryota, Metazoa, Chordata, Mammalia, Primates, Cheirogaleidae. Gene Ontology annotation, cellular component: centriole; spindle pole; ciliary basal body. Gene Ontology annotation, biological process: microtubule anchoring at centrosome; trans-Golgi to periciliary membrane compartment transport.
UGCUGUGGGAACCGCUCGACAAGCGCCCUGCGGGAAUGUGAGCCCCGGCACCCUGUUGUGGGUGCCGGCUUGUUGACACCUGAUCCGGCCUCCACUUCCGCUUCCAGGUGUUUGCGGAGUUCAGGCCUCCUGCUGAGGAGUUCGCUCCACAGUCACGUCUGCUGGGCUGUGGCUGUCGCCUCUUCCUGCAGCGCCUGUCGACCGCCCUCAGUCGACUUAAGUGCUCCUCUAUGCGCUGCGGUUGGAUGGAAACAACCCCCUCCCGGCGGUUUAGACGUUGGCCUGCGGGAGAAGAUGCACUUUCUGUAUUUCUCUAAGGCAGGAAGUCAUUAUGCAACUAACACAUUUUCAUCAGAUUUCCUCUGAUUUACCCUGAAGUGUAUGUGAGAAUAAUGUACACUGCCAAGAAAUGUGGGAUUAAAUUCCAGCCUCCAGCUAUUAUCUUAAUCUAUGAGAAUGAAAUCAAGGGGAAAAGUCGCCAGCGAAUUAUGCCAGUCCGAAACUUUUCAAAGUUUUCAGAUUGCUCCAGAGCUGCUGAACAAUUAAAGAAUAAUCCACGACACAAGAGUUACCUGGAACAAGUAUCCCUGAGGCAGCUGGAGAAAUUAUUCAGCCUUUUACGAGGUUACUUGUGGGGACAGAGUUUGGCAGAAACAAUGGAACAAAUUCGACGGGAAACAACCAUUGAUCCUGAGGAAGACCUGAACAAACUAGAUGACAAGGAACUUGCCAAAAGGAAGAGCAUCAUGGAUGAACUUUUUGAGAAAAAUCAGAAGAAGAAGGAUGAUCCAAAUUUUGUUUAUGAUGUUGAGGUUGAGUUCCCACAGGAUGAACAACUGCAGUCCUGUAGCUGGGACACAGAGUCAGCUGAUGAAUUCUGAUACCAGACACUCAAAAAAGUUACUGGGCUAGCCAAAUAUCCAUAUUUAUACAAAGUACAUAAAUUGAUUCUAGAAAAAAAUCUUUAAAGAACACUAAAUGUAUAUGUUGGUCAUAAUUAGAAUGACCAUGUUACUUUUCAAAACCAGGAUAUUUAGAACAUCUACUAUGUAGGUGCACGAGAAAUAUAGGAAAAAGAGAAUAAAGGAAUCUGCCUUUGAGGAGCUUACAGUUUAAUUGGAAGAUAAGUCAAAAACCUGUGAAAAGCUAAUUUACAGUAUUAGGCAGUGAAAAGAUUAGAGCCAGAUGCUUAAAUAAAGGCUAAAAAAGGUUAGAGCCUAGAUUAUCAUAGGGUAGAAUAGUAGGGGAAGACUUUGUCCUUUAGUGGGAAGACAGGACUUUGCAUAGUCCUUGAAAUGGUAAUAUUUGGAUAGAAGCUUGUGUAGGAUUCCAGAUGAGAACAACUAGAAAGAAGAGUGGAGGGGAGAAGGUAGUAAAACAACAAGAAAUAGAAAUUUGUAUUUGAUUAGCAUCUGAAGUGGGCAGAAAAAAAAGAAAUUUGUAUUUGAGAAACAGUAAGCAAAUUAUAGUUUGACAAGAUUGGAGGGCAUAUAUGGUAUAGGGAAUUAUCCUGUAUGCAUUGUCUUUAUAUGUGUUUGACUAUAGUGGAAGAGUGCCCUGUAAAAUGCCCUGCAGCUGCAAGUAGAUGUCAUUUGAUGGACAACAGGGGAAUUCUGCCCCUCUGGUAUCAUAUCAGGAAAUAUAUACCAAAGAUAUUCUGAAACCCUGAAACUCUUCCCAUAAGAGGUUUGUUUAUAAAAUGGGAAAUCCACCCAUAAUAAAUGAACAAUAAGUGCUGCCAGUUUAGACCUAUUCAUGAUUUGGAUCUACAAGAGAGGAUCUUUGUUUAACAAGGUUGUCUGUGUAUAGAUACAUUUAUUACUAAAAUAUUAUUUAGAUGAUAGAAAUUCCAUGUUUUCUAUGAGGAAAUUAGUAUUCAUUAAAUAAAACUGUAAAAAUAA